Molecule: messenger RNA, 1452 nt
Organism: Peniophora sp. CBMAI 1063
Lineage: Eukaryota; Fungi; Basidiomycota; Agaricomycetes; Russulales; Peniophoraceae
Source: the annotation of a GenBank genome assembly
AUGACUCGCCCAUCGACCGUGGUGAUCAAGCUUGGGUCCUCCUCUAUCGUACAUGAGAAAACGCACCACCCGCUUCUGUCUACCCUUUCUUCGGUGGUUGAACUCGUAGCCGACCUCCGUGCUCAAGGGCACAAGGUUGUACUCGUAUCAUCCGGUGCCAUUGCUGUCGGCCUUCAGCGCAUGGAGAUGCCUAGCAAACCUAAGAGUCUGCAAGGCAAACAGGCUCUUGCCGCCAUCGGUCAAGGCAGACUGAUCGCACUAUGGGAUAACCUCUUCGGUCAGCUCGGUCAGCCCAUCGCACAGAUACUCCUGACACGCGGAGACAUCUCGGAUAGGACGCGAUAUCUAAACGCCGUGAACACCUUCAAGGAGUUGCUUAAUCUGGGCGUCGUGCCCAUCGUCAACGAAAACGAUACAAUCUCCGUCAGCGAGAUCAAGUUCGGAGACAACGACACUUUAUCGGCUAUCACGGCUACCAUGGUGCACGCCGACUAUCUUUUUCUUCUUACCGAUGUCGAUGGCCUUUACACAUCCAACCCUCGAAAAGAUCCCAACGCGAAGAUGAUAGAGGUCGUAUCAUCGGUGGCUGGCAUUCGGAAAGAAGUGAGCACUGCGACCCUGGGCUCAUCUCUAGGGACGGGAGGGAUGGAGACAAAACUCAUCGCAGCCGAGAUCGCCACAGCAGCCGGCGUAACGACCGUGAUCUGCUCUUCUCGCAACCCAAAGUCGAUCACAGAUAUCAUCGCGUAUCAUGCAGCUACGGCCUCUCAGUCUUCGUCCGAAACCAGCAGUCCGGAUGAAAGUGAUGCGAGCACCGUCGUAACGCCCAGCGAACUCGUGCGCCCGCCACACACAGCCUUCACGCCGUCGCCGACCCCCCUACGCGACCUCAAAUCAUGGACAUCGCACACACUGCAUCCCUCUGGAUCUGUUGUCAUCGACGCAGGCGCGCACCACGUCCUCUCACGCCGCGAGUCCGGCGGCCGCCUACUUUCUGCUGGAGUGCUCGCGGUACGCGGCGCCUUCGCCGCCGGCCAGGCAGUCCGCAUCCUGGUACGCCGCGGACCUGGCGCCCAUGCGGGACAGUCGGCCGAAGAAGCGCGCGCAGCAUACGUCGCAGGACUCGAAGGAACGCGUCCAACCACGCCGACAAUCAAGCCUGUUGCGAGCAUUUCAAGCUCUGUCGUAAGUCUCGCCACGCUUGAACGGAACGAGCACGAGCGGCAGAUGCCGCCGGUACCCGAGGAUGAUACGGUACUCAUGCCGCACACGGGCGAGGAGGAGGCACAGGAGGAGUGGGAGACGGAAGAGGUUGGGCGCGGGCUUGCGAACUACAACUCGGCUCAGAUCGCUCGCGUGAAGGGCUUGCGGAGCUCGUACAUGGCACAACUGCUGGGGUAUGCGGAUUCGGAGUAUGUGGUCGAGAACGUCACCAUUCGUGUCCCGCCGUGA